AUGGAAAACCGGCAAAUUCGAUCAGCAAAGCUGGCAAAGGGGUUGACGAGCGCAGAUACAAAGAGGCUGCGAGGAGUGCUCAAGAAGCUGGGUUUCUCUGUUCGAUACCUUGGUUCUGUACAGAAGGCAGGCGACAAACCAGAUGGAUGCCAAGAUAUGCUGGUUGUAGACUCGUGGGAUAUUCCAACGGCCUCUUCAUUGUUGUCAUCGCACCCCACAAGCUUGGUGCGAGGGGUAGACUGUAUUUUAUCCCCGAGAUGGGAUCCGGACCAGCUGCUCCGGCACAGCGCAUGCGUGCUGAAUUCUGCACUCAAGGGAGACACCAUUUCCUUCAGCGGGAUGUCAUUGGAUGAAAAGGAAGCUCUGAAAUUUCAAGUUGUUGCGUUCGGAGGGAGAGUAGAAGGAGAUUUCCACGAGGGAGUCAAUGUCAUCAUAGCUAAGAACGCUGAUACCCAGAAGAGUCGAGUUGCAAUCUCAAGGUUUUUACAAGGGAAGCAACAAGUUUAUGUAGUUCAGCCCCAGUGGUUGACUGAAAGUGCUGAGCGACGCACCCGGCUCGACCCCUUCGACUUCCGCUUCAAGUUGUGGUCAGGAUGCAAGUUUUCGGUAUCAGGUAUGGAGCUGGAUGAGAGGGCAUCUCUUCAAGAGCAGAUCAUCUUCCUGGGGGCUGAAGUCUCGCCGGAGCUCGACGAAAGUUGUACAGCCUUGAUCACAAGCGGACAGAAGGGAGCCAAGUACGAUUUUGCGAUGAGGAAGGGCAUCCCCAUCAUCCCUAAGAAUAUACUGUUGGAGAGAUGGAAGGAUGGAUGCUUGGACAUCGAGGAUAUCAUUUCUGAGCACGAUUCUUUUGUCAAGAAUAGCGACGAUGAGGUUGUCUCCACCCAAUCAUCUACUGCGGCGAGUGAGAUGGACUUCACCAUUGAUUUCCAAGAUACAAGGGACGAUCUACAAGACUGCAAGAUAUUUGUUGUUGUAUGCGAUGACAAGGUCAGAAAUUACUCGAUCUCGUUGUGCAGGUUGCUGGGGGCAACCGUGAUACAGCCCGAUGCAGAAGGUUUUCCCCGUGAUCGCUCUGUUACGCACAUUAUCGCUGCAAGAGAUUGUCCCACCGACCUUCACAAGUUCCUGGAAUUCCAUGAAAAUUUUGUUCCCAUGGUGGACUGGAAGUGGCUCAGGGCCUGUUACGAUGAAAAAUGUCUUGCUUCGAUAGAAAAUUUUGUGAUCGACGUGGACACUGUUGUCGUCAAGGAAAAGAGUAAAUCGUCGAGCUCUGUCGUCUUUGCGAAGAAGAGAGAGAAUGCCGGCAAAGAAAACAUUCCGGCGAACCUUACAGAUGGUCUUGAGACGAUGAAAAAAGAAGACCACAAGAAAGAAAAUGUACAGAAUAUUCAUUCAGCAAGCGAGAGGAAAGAUAAGAUCUUCAAGAACUGUUUUUUCUCUUUCCAUUCUGAUUGUCAGCAUCGAUCAAUUCUCAAGGAGAUGAUUCAACAAAAUGGAGGAGUAGUGGUCGAGAAGGAGAUUCUUCGAGAGAAAGCUGAUCAAGCGUAUGAGAUCCAUCCACUGUUUCCCAGCAAGAUCAAGGUGCCAACCUUUGGCAGUCGUUCCUUCACAGCCAACAAGGGGGUACAGCUUGUCUCUGAGUAUUGGGUGAGGAAGUGUGCGGCGGUAGGCAAGAAGUUCGCUCUCUCCUCAUGUCAACUCCACAAGCCGCUGCGGAGGGAGAAGCCCUCGGCUGAGAUGCAGAAGCUCUCGGUCUGCGUCUCGGGGGUGUACAGGCACGAGAAGAACCUGGUAAGGUGGCUGGCGGAGCAGCUUGGGGGCUCGUUCGAGGAGAAAAUGUCGCGCAAGAUCACCUCGCACUUGAUUCUCGUGACUGAGGCUCAAGCUGGUAUGAGGGAGAAGGCGCUGAAGGCUCAGCAGUGGGGUAUCAGCAUGACGUCGCUUGCCUGGUUGGAAGCUUGUGCGGUGAAGGAUGAGGUCCUGCCUGUCAGCUCCUUCCCUGCGGGCACAAGUCUCUUUCCUGACUCGCACGGGGAGCCAUCGAAACCAGCGUUGCAGCUGAGCAAGAGCUCGAGCAUGCAGAGGCUUGCCAUGGGGACCAACAACCGGCAGACGCACAUGCGCGGACCCGCGUUGUUCGGAGAUGAGAUGAGGGACCUCUACGCGAGCAGCCCCGACAAGUCCUUCCAUGCUGCCCCUGAGCAGGUGCAGGUGCAGGAAGAGAAGCCGAAGGAAGAGGAGGCGGUGGAGGAGCCGAAGGAGCAGCAGGUGGAGCGAGAGCUGCAUACGUCGCCUGCGGAAGCGGAGGAGGCUAUUGCAAGUGGUGAGAAGCGAAAGGCUUCGAUACCAACGCCAGAGACAACCAGCAGAAAGAAACGAGUCUGCAAGCAGAGAGUUGAGGAUCAGAUUCCCUUCCUUCUGCGUUGA
This is a messenger RNA of Guillardia theta CCMP2712, 2427 nucleotides long. RefSeq lists its product as hypothetical. The record is from RefSeq and is a predicted model, not a curated record. NCBI's taxonomy places the organism in Eukaryota, Cryptophyceae, Pyrenomonadales, Geminigeraceae. Bases 1 to 2427 code for a protein of 808 amino acids. The transcript has a single exon. Gene Ontology annotation, biological process: mitotic DNA replication checkpoint signaling; DNA replication initiation; mitotic G2 DNA damage checkpoint signaling.